This is a messenger RNA of Ogataea polymorpha, 525 nucleotides long. RefSeq lists its product as uncharacterized. NCBI's taxonomy places the organism in Eukaryota, Fungi, Ascomycota, Pichiomycetes, Pichiales, Pichiaceae. The coding region runs from base 1 to 525 and encodes 174 amino acids. The transcript has a single exon. The record is from RefSeq and is a predicted model, not a curated record. Gene Ontology annotation, molecular function: zinc ion binding; protein binding.
AUGAAGGUUACUGUCAAAUCGUCCAACGACCAAGCGUUCCAGGUCACCGUUCCGGAUAAUUCCACUGUGGGGGACCUCAAGGUGGCUGCCGUGGUGGCCCUACCUCCAGAUUCUGGGGUUAACAAAUCGAAAGUCAAGGUCUGGUAUUCCGGAAAGAAGAUGGAGCUUUCCAAGUCGUUGGAGUCCUAUGGAAUCACACAGAACUCGAAUUCCACUGUGUAUCUGACUUGCAUCGACGAGUCGUCAUCUGCUCUGUCCGAUGAUGAGUCAACUGUUGUCGAGCAGCCCAAGACCAAGGUGAGAAGAAAGUCCAGCAAGAAGAGCAACAAGUGCAGCUUUGAAUCGUGCAACUCUGCGCCGCUGCGGAUGGUGGGCGACUGCUCUUUUUGCAACGGAAAGUUCUGCUCCAAGCACAGAUUGCUAGAGAGUCACAAGUGCAAAGGUCUCCAAAGCUGCAAGGAGAAGAGCUACGAGAGAAACGCUUUGAAGCUUCAAAGCGAACAGACUGUCGCAUCCAAGGUCUAG